Molecule: messenger RNA, 1629 nt
Organism: Adineta steineri
Lineage: Eukaryota; Metazoa; Rotifera; Eurotatoria; Adinetida; Adinetidae
Source: the annotation of a GenBank genome assembly
AUGUCUAUACUUAAUUUUAAUGUUGGUAUACUUGGACAUGUCGAUUCUGGAAAGACAAGUCUUGCUAAAGCUUUGAGUACUAUUGCUAGUACAAAUGCUUUUGAUAAAAAUCCUCAAAGUCAAGAACGUGGAAUAACACUUGAUCUUGGAUUUUCAUCAUUUACAAUGGAUAUACCCGAACAUUUGAGCAAUAGUAAUUAUAAACAAUUACAAAUAACAUUAGUCGAUUGUCCAGGACAUGCAUCAUUGAUACGAACAAUUAUUGGAGGUGCUCAAAUAAUUGACUUAAUGUUAUUAGUAGUUGACAUAACAAAAGGUAUGCAGACGCAAACAGCUGAAUGUUUAAUAAUUGGUGAAAUAACCUGUGAUAUAAUGUUAGUUGUAUUAAAUAAAAUCGAUCUUGUUGAAGAAUCUCAACGACAGUCAACAAUAGAUAAGAUGACAAAACGAUUACGUAAAACAUUUGAAUCAACAAAAUUCCCACAAGUACCUAUUGUAUCUUGUUCAGCAUUAUCAUCCUUGAAUUUAAAUGAACUUAUAUCAACACUUCAAUCACAUGUUUAUAUUCCACGACGAUCACCUGAUGGUCCAUUUAUAUUUUCUGUUGAUCAUUGUUUUUCAAUUCGUGGUCAAGGAACAAUUAUGACUGGCACUGUUUUAUCUGGUUCAGUUAAAAUCAAUGAUUCAAUUGAAAUAGCAGUACUGAAAGAAAUUCGUAAAGUUAAAUCCAUGCAAAUGUUUCGUAAACCAGUUGAUAAAGCUAUGCAAGGUGAUCGUAUUGGUUUAUGUGUAACUCAAUUUGAUCCUGAUCAACUUGAACGAGGAUUAAUCUCAACACCGGGUAUAAUAAAAGUUUUUCAUGGAUUAAUUAUUCAAAUAAAUAAAGUCAAAUAUUUUAAACAUGACAUUGAAAAUCGUACUAAAUUUCAUAUAACUUGUGGUCAUUCAACUGUUAUGGGAAAAAUUCUAUUAUUUGCUAAUCAUUCAGUUGAUACAACUAACACGAAUCAAUUUCAUUUCGAUAAAGAAUAUGAAGCUAUUGAUCAAUAUCCAACAGAAGAUUCUACGGAAAACCAACAAAUAUUUGCAUUAGUUGAACUGGAAUCAACAAUACCGUGUCAAUUAGGAUCGAUUUUAAUUGGUUCACGUUUAGAUACAGAUAUUCAUACAAAUACAUGUCGUCUUGCUUUUUAUGGUCAUGUACUUAAUGGUUUUACUGAUAGUGAUUAUUUAAAUAAAGAUUUACCAACUAAACUUCGUAUUUAUAAACGAAAAGAAAAAAUUGGUUUUAUCGAUCGAUUAGUUGAUGAUCAAACAAUAAUUGGAAAAGAUUUAUUUCAAAAAGAAACAAAUCUAAAUUUAUUUGUUAAUUUUAAAGUUGAAUUAAAUCCAACUGGUGAACAAGGUUUUAUUGAAUCACCAUUUGGACAAAGUGGAAAAUUUAAAGUUCGAUUUAUGAAUGGUCUAUCCAAUGAAACAAAACAAUUAUUAAGUACUACAAAAGGCCGAAAACAAAAAACAGCAAGCAACGAAACAAAUGAAGAAUCAACUGAACCACAACAACGUAUUCGAAUUGUAUUAAAAUUUAAAAAAUAUUUAUUUCAAGAAAAAACAAUUAUAGCACAAUAA